Eimeria mitis is the source of this 969-nucleotide messenger RNA. RefSeq lists its product as uncharacterized. The record is from RefSeq and is a predicted model, not a curated record. Bases 1 to 969 code for a protein of 322 amino acids. Lineage: Eukaryota; Apicomplexa; Conoidasida; Eucoccidiorida; Eimeriidae. The transcript has 4 exons. Gene Ontology annotation, cellular component: Golgi apparatus.
AUGGCUUUGGGGUUUGGUUCAAUUCUCUUGAACGCGGUGUUGAUCACGCGCUACGUGCUGCCUGGCGUGCAGCUGACGGCCGAUGGUGAGCCCGUUGCGGACUUCUCUGCUGCAGUGCAGCAGCAGAAAUUCCCCAAUCCCUCUAUUGCUGGAGGAAAUUCGAAUGUCAUACACGGCACCUUCGACCCCCAAAGGAUGCAUGGGCCCCUCGGCCUCAACCCAGACGGAACGCCGGCUCACGUGCCCGCCCCACCCCCCCCUCCGGACCUGCAUAUGCCGGCGGAGUUGGCGCGGGGCGGCGGUUUCAACUUACAGUUGAGCGAUCAUUUACCUCUUGAUCGUGCUGCUCCUGAUUCGCGUCACAGUGCAUGCAAGACGUUGCAGUAUGAUUUAUCUUCUUUGCCUGCAGCAUCUGUAUUGAUGGUAUUUUAUAACGAGCCGUUCUCUACAUUGAUGCGGUCUGUACACAGUGUAUUGAACAGAACACCACCUUCUCUGCUGCAUGAGGUGGUGCUGCUGGACGACGGCAGCAACCUGCCAGAUGUAGCAGCAAAAGGAAACGGAAAGCUGCAGCAAUAUAUUGAAUUACUUCCUAAGGUUCGUUUGGUGCGUAGCCCCCGUCGUGAGGGUAUUGUGGGUGCACGUCUUCGUGCUAUUCGUGCUGCAACAGCGCCUAUAUUUGUAGUAUUAGAUAGCCAUAUAGAAGUACAGGACCAGUGGUUAGAGCCACUGGUUGCUCGUAUUCAAGAGGACCAUCGUCGUAUAGUAAUGCCUCAAGUUGAUGGUAUUGAUGCAGAAACAUUUGAACAUAUAGCCGGGGGUAUUGGGUGUAAACUAGGUUUCCUAUGGCAGCUGAUGGAGCAUUCAUAUGAAUCUCACCAGAUGCAGCGGCUGCCUCGCACCCUGGAAAACAAAGGCUCGGGUUUAUGUUUGGAUUCAGUGGGCCGCGCUUCUCCUGGGGCGUGUUGA